Messenger RNA from Marmota flaviventris (yellow-bellied marmot), 1568 nucleotides. It is a transcript of the gene Trmt9b, whose product is annotated as tRNA methyltransferase 9B (putative). The record is from RefSeq and is a predicted model, not a curated record. Lineage: Eukaryota; Metazoa; Chordata; Mammalia; Rodentia; Sciuridae. Gene Ontology annotation, molecular function: S-adenosylmethionine-dependent methyltransferase activity; tRNA (5-carboxymethyluridine(34)-5-O)-methyltransferase activity; tRNA binding. Gene Ontology annotation, cellular component: cytoplasm; nucleus. Gene Ontology annotation, biological process: tRNA methylation; tRNA wobble uridine modification.
UUCCUUGUAGGGCCUGUAUUCCCUUCAGAGACUCCUACCAAGUGGCUGAUCAUGUGAAGGACCGUGCUAUUUGAUUUCACUCCUACUACUUUUCAUUUACAUUACACAUUGAGUCAUGAGAAACAACUGUCACUCUCCAAUGGAGGAAACUGCCAUGAUUUACAAAGUCAAGAAGUAAUUUUCUUGUAACCACAAGAUGACUCAGGAUGGAUCAUGAAGCUGCCCUGCUGGAGAAGCAGCACGUGCAUGAUGUGUAUGAGAACACGGCCCCCUACUUCAGCGACCUGCAGAGCAAAGCCUGGCCCCGAGUUCGCCAGUUCCUCCAGGAGCAGAAGCCAGGCAGCCUCGUCGCUGACAUCGGCUGUGGAACUGGAAAGUAUCUUAAAGUAAACAGCCAGGUACAUACCCUGGGCUGUGACUACUGUGGACCAUUGGUAGAGAUUGCCCGGAGUAGAGGAUGUGAAGUCAUGGUAUGUGACAACCUUAAUCUCCCCUUUAGGGAUCAGGGCUUCGAUGCCAUCAUCUCCAUAGGAGUUAUACACCAUUUUUCUACAAAACAAAGAAGAAUCCAAGCAAUAAAAGAAAUGGCCAGGGUUUUAGUUCCCAGAGGACAGAUGAUGAUUUAUGUUUGGGCAAUGGAACAAAAGAACCGACAUUUUGAGAAGCAAGAUGUGCUUGUUCCUUGGAACAGGGCCUUCUGUUCCCAGCCCUUCUCAGAAUCCAGCCAGUCCGGGAGAAAGAGGCAGUGUGGACAUCCAGAAACAAGCCAUCCCUACCACCCCGCUUGCCCUGAGUAUGGCUGUUCCAUUUGUUUUAAAGAGCGAUGUGAUUCCAAACGGUCCCACAGCGUGGACUAUGAACCUGUUAUGGCUAGGACCUGUUGUGGAAACACUUCAAAGGAAGGUGAGGAAGAAAAUGGCAUCUAUAACACAUUAGGAAGAUCUUUUCGUUCGUGGUUUUUCUCCAGAUCUUUGGAUGAGUCCACUCUGCGGAAGCAAAUUGAAAAAGUGAGACCCUUGAAAACCACAGAAGUUUGGGCCAAUAGCCCUGUAUCCAUCCAGCCUUCUCGACAUUCCAGUUUAGACUUGGAUCACCAAGAGCCAUUUUCAACGAAAGCAUCAAGCUUCGAUGAGGAAGUGUUUGUAGAAACUUCUCAAAAACACUUGGAGUGGCUGAGAGCUUCAGGUACUUCAAAGCACUUAAAUGGAGACCAUCAAGGAGAAAAUCAGAGAAAUGGAGAGGGGAGCCUUCGGGACAGCACCAAUACCAAUGAGAAUCAUGUGACUGCAGGUAGCUUAGAGGAAGGCAACCCUUCUGCCAGUAAAAUAUUGAGAAGGAUUUCUACCAUCGACUCUACAGAUUCCAACCCAGAUGACACAAUUUCUGUCCAAGAACAACAGCCUGACAUUUUGGAUUCCAGAGCCUUCAUGCGCUACUACCAUGUGUUUCGUGAAGGUGAGCUCUGUGACCUGCUGCAGGAGAACGUGACCGAGCUCCGUAUUCUGAGCUCCGGAAAUGAUCAUGGCAACUGGUGUAUUAUUGCAGAGAAAAAGGAAAGUUGUGAUUAG